Molecule: messenger RNA, 825 nt
Organism: Penicillium pulvis
Lineage: Eukaryota; Fungi; Ascomycota; Eurotiomycetes; Eurotiales; Aspergillaceae
Exons: 2
Coding region: 1-825 (274 amino acids)
Source: RefSeq, a predicted model, not a curated record
AUGAUCGGGUUACUAGCCCUGACAUCCAUCCCGACGGUGACGGGCGUGGCAUUCGGAGUCAGCGAGCAGCGCAAGGCGAACCAGCGCAGAGAAGAUGCGCGGAGAAUGUGCAAGUUUAACAUCGACGCCGUCUGUUAUGGCGAUACAGACGAUGAUCGGGAUGUAAAUGGGCGGAGGCUAGUUGUUCGGAAUGACAAGGUUUACCUUGAUGAUCCCAACCCCCGCAACCGCGCCAUCCCCGCAUUCACCUCCCUAGCAUUCUACAUCGAAUACCCCGAGUUAGAAGAGACCAAACAUCUAGAUCGGGGACUCGGGUUACCGACCUACGUAUCGGCGGACCCACCACUUCUCAACUGGAUAUACGCGGACGUCGACACACACGAGUUGAAGUAUGGGAACCGGUCACAGAGCGUGGAGCAUGUUGUCGGGCCAUGGAAUUGGACCGAGGACGAGACGACAAUUAUACUGGAGAAUAAUGCUGCGUUUGUAGCGGUUGAAGAAGAGGAGGGGAUAUGGGCGCUUUACUUUGACCGAGAUGAGGAUGAGUUGGCAUCUGUUUUGGAGGAGCAGGGGAUGUUGGACUGUGCUUUUGUGCCUGUCAACCUUGUCAGACGACCUGCGGAGGAUCCCCCUGCUCCACCACAGCCACAGCCACAACCACAAAAGCAACAACAGCAGCAACAACAGCAGCAACAACAGCAGCAACAACAACAGCAGCAGCAACAACAGCAGCAGCAACAACAACAACAACAGCAGCAACAACAACAACAACAGCAGCAACAGGGGCAGGGGCAGGGCUCUGGGAAUGGGGAGCAGAAGGAAUAA